Messenger RNA from Amaranthus tricolor (Joseph's coat), 1666 nucleotides. Its product is annotated as transcription factor UNE12-like. Gene Ontology annotation, cellular component: nucleus. Lineage: Eukaryota; Viridiplantae; Streptophyta; Magnoliopsida; Caryophyllales; Amaranthaceae. The transcript is spliced from 6 exons. Bases 240 to 1142 code for a protein of 300 amino acids. Gene Ontology annotation, biological process: regulation of transcription by RNA polymerase II. Gene Ontology annotation, molecular function: protein dimerization activity; DNA-binding transcription factor activity, RNA polymerase II-specific; RNA polymerase II cis-regulatory region sequence-specific DNA binding. The record is from RefSeq and is a predicted model, not a curated record.
AUAUUAUAAAUAAUCCUAAACAAGUCCCAAACAACACGUAGCAUAUUAAAAUUAGAAACGCUUUUAUCAUAAGUUCAUAAUCAUCCAAUUUUGUGUUUCUUUUCUUUACAGCUGCGGGCUUCCUUGCACAAAGAAAAGUUCACCAAACUCCUCAAAAAUCCAUAAUUUCUUCUCUUUCUAUUUGUAUUACUACUUCGCAAAAAGAACCCAUAAAAUUUUUUUCUUCAAAUUUCACUUCAAUGGCGAAUAACCCAGAUAACCCAAACCAUGAUUUUCUCGAACAGUUACUAGAGAUGCAGAAUUUUGCAGCAGCAGCUGCUGCGGCAGUAGGUGGAGACCUUAAUUUGGCGGGAACUGAUGUGAAUUUGGGUCCCGGAGCUCCAAUGAUGCUCCAGUUGAAUUCGGGUCCAGGUGGGUUUCAUGGGCCUCCUGUGUUUCCAUUGGGGUUGAGUUUGGACCAAGGGGGGAAACCCACUUCUGGGUUUAUUAAACAUGAAGGUUCUAGCAGUGCUAAUAAACGUUUUCGUGAUGAUCCUCAGCAUCAUCUUCUUGAUGCUUCUGCUAAUUCUGCUCCUAAGAAUGUUUUUCAUGGCCAGCCAAUGUCGAAUCCGGUCCCUGUUGCACCAUAUCAACCUGCAGUUCGUCCAAGGGUCCGAGCGAGGCGAGGACAGGCUACUGAUCCACACAGUAUUGCUGAGAGGUUGCGUAGAGAGCGAAUCGCUGAAAGAAUUAGGGCACUGCAAGAGCUUGUUCCUAGUGUUAAUAAGACGGAUAGAGCUGCAAUGCUCGAUGAAAUCGUGGAUUAUGUGAAGUUUUUGAGGUUGCAAGUCAAGGUUUUGAGCAUGAGUAGACUAGGCGGAGCUGGUGCAGUGGUUCCACUGGUUACGGACAUGCCAAUAUCAUCUCUUGAGGAAGAAGGUGGGGAAGGUGGUCGAGGUCAACCUGUGUGGGAAAAAUGGUCUAAUGAUGGAACUGAAAGACAAGUUGCAAAACUCAUGGAAGAGAAUGUUGGGGCUGCAAUGCAAUUCCUUCAAUCCAAGGCACUUUGCAUCAUGCCCAUUUCACUUGCAUCGGCAAUCUACCACACUCAGCCGCCAGAUGCGUCAUCACUUGUGAAGCCCGAGUCAAACCCACCUUCAUAAACUUCCUGUCAUAAUUAGAAGGUCAUAGUCCUUCCGCUCUCUUAUUUUAAUUCGCUAAUCUGAUAAUGGGUCCUGCCAUAUCGAAAUUCAACCCUUCCAAAGAAAUCCGUUUGAUCAUCUCAUCUUCAUAAAGUUAGAUUUUUCAUAGUGCCAACUUUAUUUCCUUUAGUGGUUUUUUCAAGAAUAGAGAUUGAUGUAAUGGCUAAAAAAUUGGAAGCAUGCCUCUAACAUAGUCUUUAUUGAGUUUAAGGCAAGAAAAAGGGAAUUUGUCAAAGCUUCACUUGAUACACUCUUUGUCUCCUUUUUUUCUUCUUAGUUUCUUUUCUCUGAAUUUUGAAUUAUAUGGUGGUUAGUGGUGUAUGACAAAAGCACUUUAUGUAAUAUUUUGUGUUAGUGGAGGGUUGUCAAUUUUUUCCUCUGUUAGUGGGUGGUGGGACCAUGAUGAAGGAAUGGAUCAGUACAUAUGUUUUCUGUAAUUUGUAAUGUAUUUUUCUUAUCAAGAAAAAAAGUGCAGAUUUUAGAAA